AUGGCGUUCAAGCUCGUUGUCUUGGUUUGCGCUUUUGUCGCUGCCCAAGCUGGCGUGAUCGCCCCUGUCUCUUACACUGCACAUCCAGCGUCGGUCGCAUAUGCUGCUGCACCCGUAGUGCACGCUGCUCCAGCCGCGUCCAUUGUGCAUUCUGCUCCCAUCGCCUACUCUGCUCCAGUAGCAAAACUCGCUGCUGAUCCCGUUGCCGUCGAAGAAUACGAUUCCCAUCCUCAAUACAGUUUCGCUUACGAUGUUCAAGACGGUCUUACUGGAGACUCCAAGAGCCAGCACGAAACUCGCGAUGGUGACGUAGUCCAGGGCUCGUACUCUGUCGUCGACCCUGACGGUACAAAGCGCACUGUUGACUACACCGCUGAUCCACACAAUGGUUUUAAUGCGGUCGUACACAAAGAGCUCAUAGCCGUAAAAACCGUAGCUGCCGUAGCUAAAAUUGCAGCUCCUGUUGCCUACGCUACUGCUCCUGUAGUUCAUGCUGCCCCAGUGGUCCACGCUGCUCCAGUAGUCCAUACACCUCCUGUCGUACAUCAUGCUCCAGUAGUUCACGCAGCUCCUUUUUCCUAUUCUUCUCCGGUUUUUGUCGUCUUUGCCUGCUUAGUAGCCGCCGUUAGCGCUGGUAUAAUUCCAGCUGCUUCUGUCACCUACGCUGCGCCAACAUACCACACAGCUCCCGUGGCAUACUCUACGGCUCCUAUUACUAAGUUUGCUUACAGCAGUCCAGUAGCUUAUCCUGUAGCAAAACUUGCCGCUGAGGAAUACGACGCUCACCCUCAAUACAGUUUUGCUUACGAUGUACAAGACGAACUUACGGGAGACUCUAAGAGCCAGCACGAAACCCGUGACGGCGAUGUCGUCCAAGGCUCGUACUCCGUUGUUGAUCCCGAUGGUACGAAGCGUAUCGUGGACUACACAGCUGACCCCCAAAAUGGGUUUAACGCGGUUGUGCGCAAAGAGGCUCUCAGUGUGAAGGUAGCAGCUCCAAUCGUAGCUAAAGUCGCCACACCCGUUGCCUACGCUGCUCCCGUCGCUAAGCUCGCCUCUGUCGUACACACCGCCCCCCUUACCUACGCAGCCGCCCCCGUUGUACAUGCCGCACCUGUGGCUUACUCUGCUCCUUUCUACCACCACUAA
Molecule: messenger RNA, 1149 nt
Organism: Vanessa atalanta (red admiral)
Lineage: Eukaryota; Metazoa; Arthropoda; Insecta; Lepidoptera; Nymphalidae
Gene: CPR71
Product: cuticle protein-like
Exons: 3
Coding region: 1-1149 (382 amino acids)
Cellular component (GO): extracellular matrix
Source: RefSeq, a predicted model, not a curated record